Eptesicus fuscus (big brown bat) is the source of this 2971-nucleotide messenger RNA. Its product is annotated as zinc finger protein with KRAB and SCAN domains 7. The transcript has 5 exons. Gene Ontology annotation, molecular function: DNA-binding transcription factor activity, RNA polymerase II-specific; RNA polymerase II cis-regulatory region sequence-specific DNA binding. NCBI's taxonomy places the organism in Eukaryota, Metazoa, Chordata, Mammalia, Chiroptera, Vespertilionidae. The record is from RefSeq and is a predicted model, not a curated record. Gene Ontology annotation, biological process: regulation of transcription by RNA polymerase II. Bases 102 to 1976 code for a protein of 624 amino acids.
CCUACAUCCCAACUUUGAAAAAAGCUCCUGGGACCUGAAUUGUAGACCAUCAUUUUAAUCAGACAAACUGCUGCUGGAACAAGCUUCUCUUUGGGGUCACAAUGGCCACCCCAGGCAGGGAAACUUUAGGCCUCAUCCCAGGGAGUGCUGUGCUCCAGAAGCAGGAGCCAGGGAGCCAGACAUGGGGCCAAGCCUGCAGUCUCCAAAAGAACCACCCUCCUAUUUGUGAAAUUUUCCGGCUACACUUCAGGCAGUUGUACUACCAUGAGAUGUCUGGGCCCCAGGAGGCGCUGAGCCGGCUUCGGGAGCUCUGCCGCUGGUGGCUGAUGCCAGAGGUGCACACCAAGGAGCAGAUCCUGGAGCUGCUGGUGCUGGAGCAGUUCCUGAGCAUCCUCCCUAGCCAGCUCCGGACCUGGGUGCAGCUGCAUCACCCCAAGAGUGGCGAGGAAGCCGUGGCCGUGGUGGAGGAUUUCCAGAGACACCUCAGUGGAUCAGGAAAGGUUUCAGCUCCAGCACAGAAACAGGAAAUGCAUUUGGAGGAGAUGACAGCCUUGAGUGCAACAGAGGAAUCUCUUUCUACCUCACUCCUCAGUAACCGUUCAGCCCCUGGAGCCCACCUGGAGCCUCCUCAUGACCCAGGGGCAUACUGCCUCCCCAAUGGGCACUCCGCUCAUUGUGCUUCCCCAGUGUCUUCCCUUCCCCAAGUGAGGAACAUAGGAGACCAAGCAGCAGAAACUGUGCUUCAGAUGGUCAGGCCCCAGGGGUCUGCAGUGUACAAGUUCCUGUCUGUGGACUACACUGAACAGAAGUUGGAAGAUCCGUCACUGAGUCAGAGAGCCCCGUACCAGAACAUCAUGCUGGAAACGAACUGCAACAUGGCCUCACUGGGUGAGACUCAGAUGGAAAAUUCAGAGUUGCCUCCAAGGCAGGAAAUUUCCAAAGGAACAGAGUCAUCUGAUGGGACAUCAGGAGGCCUGUAUGGGGUGGUUCCUGGGGGACCAGAAGCUGGAAAUGCCUGUGAAGAUGCUUUAAUAAAGCUAGAAGCACAACCCUCAGAGGAGGAGGGGAGCAGACUAGAAAGUAAUUUCUUGGAAAGAACAUGUGAGGAUAAAAACAAAUCUACAGAAGAUGGAUGUGAUGAGUAUAAGGAUCUUGGGGAACGUAAGAAUCUGUCCUGUAGUCCUACAGAAUAUCAAGUUUUGAAGGCACAGAAAUUCUAUCAAUGUGAUGAAUGUGGCAGAGCUUUCAAUAGGAGUACACACCUCACUAACCAUCAGAGAAUCCACACUGGAGAGAAACCCUUUGUAUGUAAUGAGUGUGGCAAGGCCUUCAGGCAGACAUCUCAGCUCAUGGCUCAUCUCAGAACCCACACAGGGGAAAAGCCCUAUGAGUGCAGCAAGUGUGAAAAGACCUAUCGGCACAUGUCCAAUCUCAUUCAACACCAGAGGUUCCAUAAUGGAGAGAAACCAUAUAAAUGCAAUGAAUGUGGAAAAGCUUACAGUGUGAGUUACAAACUCUAUGACCACCUAAGAACCCAUACGGGGGAGAAGCCUUAUGAAUGCAUUAAGUGUGGAGCAGCCUUUUCUCGGAAUACAUAUCUUCUCCGACAUCAAGCACUUCACACUGGUAAGAAACCCUACAAGUGCAACGAGUGUGGGAAAGGUUUAUCUUCUAAAAGAGAUCUUAUUGACCAUCAGAGAAUUCACACUGGAGAAAAGCCUUUUGAGUGCAAUGAGUGUGGCAAGGCCUUUCGUCAGAAUAGUAAUCUUAUUCGACAUCAGAGACUUCACACAGGUGAAAAGCCCUAUAAAUGCAAUGAGUGUGGCAGAUCCUUCGGUCGAAAGUCACACCUCAUUGCACAUCAGAGAAUUCACACUGGGGAGAAACCCUAUGAAUGUAUUGAGUGUGGAAAAGCCUUCAGUCAGCUUUCUACUCUUAAUCACCACUAUCGAACUCACACUCGAGAGAAGCUCUGAGGUCUGGCUUCAUCAGGUUCUUGGGUGUAAGUUUCUAAGACACAGAGCAAGGAACUUUGAAUUAAGCUUUCUUUAUAAGAAGAAUAUUUACCCUGAUCCCCUCUUGGAACCAUUAAUUAAAGUGGACCAUUCCCUAAAUGCUGUCUGUUGGGUCAUGAAGGUGGAGAGUGGGAGGAACAAUGCAGUCCUUCACCACUAUUGGGGAAAGUGUAGCUACAGUUUCUUGUACUUGUUGGGUUUUCCUCUCUCUCUCUCCCACUCUUCCCUCCCUCCCUCCCUCCUUUCUUUCCCUCCCUCCUUCCUUCCUUGUUUCCCUCUCUUCUAUCUUUUUUCCUUCCUCCCUCUCUUCUCUCUUUCUCUUUCUUUCAAUGUUUAGAAAUGUAUCUCAUAUCUUCAGUAUGUACCCCAUGAUCAUACCAUGCUUUUCAAGAACAGAGAUUAUAUCUUUCUUAUUCUAUUCCACCUCUCCUAUUUUAUAAAGUUAUUCUCCAAGACUCUGAUUCAUUCUUUACUUUCUCUUGGCUGAAUACCUCCUUACCUACUUUUUUUGUUGUGUUAAUCCUCAUCAGAGGAAAUUUUUCUGUUGACUUAUUUAAGAGAGGAAGGGAGCCAGAGAGAGAGACAUCAAUGAUGAGAGAGAAUCAUGGAUCGGCUGCCUUCUGCACACCCCCCACUGGGGAUCGAGCCCACAACUCAGGCAUGUGCCCUUGACUGGAAUUGAACCUGGGACCCUUCAGUCUGCAGGCCGACGCUCUAUUCACUGAGCCAAACCAGCUAGGGCUCUGUUGACUUUUAGAGAGUGGAAGGGAGGGGGAGAGAAACACAGAGGUAAGCAUUAAUGGAGAGAGACUCGGUGAUUGGUUGGUUCCUGCAUGUGCCUGGACCAGGGCCGGGGAUCGAGCCUGCAACCGAGGUAUGUGCCCUCGAUCAGAGUCUAACCUAGGACCCUUCAGUUCGUGGGCUGGUGCUCUAUUCACUGAGCCAAACUGGCCAGG